ACCUGACCCAACCUAAUCUGUGAAUACUCUUCUGACGUAUCGCGCGGCAUUGUUGGAUUUUCAGCGGCAACAAUAAUAACAACAUUGUUAUAAACUUUAUACACAUUUCCAAGAUCAUGGAUGGAGGAGAUAAUGAUAGUGACGGAGUAAAGGAUGCACGAUGUUUCGUUUGCGACGAUGAAAUUCAGGGCCGCUAUUACGCUUUGGCUACAUGCAAAACACAACAUUCACAAACCAAAAUAAUCCAAAAACUCGGCGAAUUAGUCGGCGAAAGAUACAUGUUUGUUAUAGCCGAAGACGAUGUGAUUUGUCGUUGUUGUGCCACUCUUAUUAAUACUUUCGACAGGCUGGAAAUGGAAAUGCGCAACAUUCGUGAUCGCGUUCUACAAUUUAUAAAGCUGAAAUAUGCUUUAACAGAUGGAGAUCUUCAGGAUAGUAACAACAGACCAAAGCCAUGCCAGCCACCACAAAUCACAAGAUCCAAUGUAAAAGAGACCAGUUAUUGCGCUGAACAGAGUGAGAUUGACUUAGAAACAUACUCAAAAAAUAAAAAGAUACAGAAAAAACCGUACUCAUGGUUACAAUGUGAUAAGUGUAAAUAUACCACUGAGUCCAAUUCCUUUAUGAUGUAUCACUUGAGAGAUCAUCUCAAACAGAAGUUUUGCAAUAAAUGUGGCAUGCGUAUAUCUGCAAAUAAGAAAGAUAAAAGACACAAUUGUACCAAAAUAAAUGAAUUAGAAAACAAGGAAAAUGAGAAAGAUAAUUCUAACAUUAUUGUCAAGAAUGAUUCGAUGGAGCCAUCAUUUUUAGAGACAGCAAUGCAAUCGAUUUUAUUGCCUGUGCAAAUGACACCACCUCCAUUAACAGGUUUAUCAAGUUGUGAUCAUUUAUACAUUUCCAAUGUCACACCAAAUGCUUCAACAUCCUCGAAUUUGGAGAUUAACGUUUUGGAGCAAGACAUGGAUAUUGUUGACACUAAUGACUUAAAUAAAAUGACGAGAUCAGAAUCAAAUAUUAUACAAGAAACAGAAAUACAAACUAGGAGGGAAGAUAAAAGACAAACAUUAACUUUGACGGAGGAUGGAAAUGUAGAAAUAGUAGAGAUGGAAUCAUGGAACAAUAUGUGAAUGCUUGGACAUUGAUCCGAAAAAAGUGAAUAGCAUGGAAAGCAUUUUGCAGUUUAUUGUAUUUUGUCGUUAACUGCAUUUGUUAAGAUAUAACUCUGUGUCAUUAUAAGGAUUAUCAUAUUUUUAAAUAUAUAACUAAGUAUUUUAUUGUUCUAUA
This is a messenger RNA of Linepithema humile (Argentine ant), 1284 nucleotides long. RefSeq lists its product as uncharacterized. NCBI's taxonomy places the organism in Eukaryota, Metazoa, Arthropoda, Insecta, Hymenoptera, Formicidae. The record is from RefSeq and is a predicted model, not a curated record.